This is a messenger RNA of Pediculus humanus corporis (human body louse), 870 nucleotides long. RefSeq lists its product as uncharacterized. The coding region runs from base 1 to 870 and encodes 289 amino acids. The record is from RefSeq and is a predicted model, not a curated record. NCBI's taxonomy places the organism in Eukaryota, Metazoa, Arthropoda, Insecta, Psocodea, Pediculidae. The transcript has 2 exons.
AUGACGGGGGGAAAUCCGUUGUGGGAUUAUAAUAGUAAAAAAAUAAAAGUUAAAAUACAAAAUUCAUUACCGAUAAUAUCGGAAAAGGAAAAUAAGAAAAAAACGAAUAGUAAUAAUAAUAAUAAUAAUAAAACAUGGUUGAGAACUCAAUCGAUGAAUAAUUUAACAAAUUCAAAAGAUGUUUCUGACGAAUCAGGUAUAAGUUCUGGAGAAGAUAACAACAUAAUCGAUUCGAUAUCUCGAAACGUCGAACAAUUUUCUUUUUUAUCCGUUAGAGAAAGGAAAAAUUUUUUCGAAUCAUUAAAUUCUGAUAAAGAAAUAAAAGAAUGGACGACGACCAUGACGACGAUUGAUAAUAAUAAUUGUCCAUUAUCGAGAAGCAACAGCAUUGGAAAUUUAAAAAACAUAUUAGGUGAUAAUAAUAAUAAUAAUAAUAAAUUGAGAAAAAGAAAAAGGACAAAAUCAUUACACGAUCUUUACAAGACUCCCGUUAAAGAAAUAUGUCAAUUGUUUGAAUCGAAACAAACGAAGAGUAAAACGCAACAGCAACAACAGGAAAACGAUAAUACGAUACCGGAAAAAAAUGCUUUGUUCUUACUAACGCAGAGAAGACUACAGAGGGGGGAGAGAAAAUUGGAAAAAUUAAAAAAUCAAAUAACAGACGUUGAAGAAAAUAUAAAAAUAAUAUCAGACGAUUUAAAUUCAAUUACUCAAAACGAUAAUUUCAAAAGGAAAGAAAACGUAAAUUUAUAUACGGCUUUGGAAAGAAGAUUAGAAGAAGAAAAUUCGAGAUUGGAAAGACUCAUGCAAGAAACUGCGAGAAUAAUAAAAGGAAAUCAAAAAACAAUAAUGAAAUUGGAAAAGUCAUAA